Messenger RNA from Rotaria sordida, 240 nucleotides. The record is from the annotation of a GenBank genome assembly. NCBI's taxonomy places the organism in Eukaryota, Metazoa, Rotifera, Eurotatoria, Philodinida, Philodinidae.
AUGCUAUUCCAAAUUGUAUUCUACAUCUUCGUUACUAUUAUCUUACUUGCUAUUGUUAUUAUCUAUGUAAAACUCAUUCGUCCUGAGAAAUAUCUCUAUGAUGUAUUGCGUGCACAAGGAAUCAAUGGUGAACCAUUUGUACCUUUAUUUGGUCAACUUCCUGAAAUACGUCGAUAUCAACAAGCUAAUACAAUUAUAGCUUUUCAUGAAGAUUUAGCACGAAAACAUGGAAAUAUAUAU